Impatiens glandulifera is the source of this 1289-nucleotide messenger RNA. RefSeq lists its product as uncharacterized. The coding region runs from base 98 to 1123 and encodes 341 amino acids. Lineage: Eukaryota; Viridiplantae; Streptophyta; Magnoliopsida; Ericales; Balsaminaceae. The record is from RefSeq and is a predicted model, not a curated record. Gene Ontology annotation, biological process: endoplasmic reticulum tubular network organization; membrane organization. Gene Ontology annotation, cellular component: membrane; endoplasmic reticulum. The transcript is spliced from 9 exons.
UUCCAAGAAACAACAGAGUAGAGAGAAUCUCCUCCUUCUUCAUCCUCCUGCAAAAAUCUGUAAUCGUAUCCCAUAAACCCUAAUUUACAGUAGAGAGAUGGGUGAAGAACAGGAUCCACAGAAGUUGAAGAGAAUCGCUGCGUCGGCUUACGAUUACGAGAAAGACUCGAGAUGGGCGGAUUACUGGUCCAACAUUCUUAUCCCUCCUCACAUGGCUUCUCGUCCCGAUGUUAUCGAUCAUUUCAAGCGCAAAUUUUACCAGCGUUUCAUCGACUCUGAUCUUGUUGUGGAACCAAUGGCCACAAACACUACCUCACAGUCAACUAGGUCAACACAACCCGCUUCAAACUCAAAUGAAGGUGUAAGGUCACGCAGCUCAGGAUCAACUACUAGAGCUUCAGAUCCGUCAUCAACAACCCAAGUUCCAAAUCCAUCUUCAUUACGCUGGGAUGGACAAACUAUUCAAUUUUCUGUCAAUGCUUGGGUUUUCAUUGUUGCUGUUCUGGCGACAGUUCCGGUUGUGCCUCUAUCAAUUUCAAAUCGGGCUUACAGGCUCUCUUUCAUGGGCACAGCAUGCUCUUCAAUCUACUCCUUGUACACUUUAUAUGGGAAACCCAGGGCGUGGAAUUUACAGGCUGUUCAAGUAUGGUUCCAAUCUGUGGUUGCCUCCAAGGAUUUUAUUUAUUCCAUUUAUUGUCUCACUUUUGUGACUUCUCAUCUUUGCCUCAAAUUUGCCUUGAUUCCCAUCAUAUGUCGAUCUCUUGAGCAUGUUGCUAAGUUUCUUAGAAGAAAUUUCAACCGCUCUUCGUUGUACAGGAAGUACUUGGAAGAGCCAUGUGUAUGGGUAGAAUCUAACACGACUACUCUUAGCAUUUUAGCUUCACAUGCUGAGAUAGGACUUGGAUUUCUUCUGAUAAUUUCUUUGCUCUCGUGGCAACGCAACAUAAUACAGACCUUUAUGUACUGGCAGCUGUUGAAGCUCAUGUAUCAGGCUCCAGUGACAGCUGGUUACCAUCAAAGUGUGUGGGCAAAGAUAGGGAGGAGUGUAAAUCCACUGAUUCAGCGUUAUGCCCCAUUCUUGAACUCUCCUCUUUCUGCUGUUCAGAAAUGGUGGUUUAGGUAAAGAAUCAAGAAGAAGAAUGCCAAUGCCAAUCACCACUACUGAUGGAUGCAAUGCUUUUUACGGUUUUAUGCUUUAGAAUAAUUAUUUUAUCUUAGUUCAUAACUGUUUUUUUCCUUGAACAAGCAAUAAUUUGUCUUAGCAUAUGGAGAAACCUCAUUUCUCGUCA